AGGUACAAACCAAUUAAUAAAUGAGUAAAAUUUUUGGUUUGCUUACUUUACUGAAUAUUAUUAUAUUGAUAAUUGAUCUCACCCCCAUUUUUUUCACCCAGCUGAUUUGGAUUUUGGAAUCUCCUACAGAACAAAGGAUGAGCAGCAAGAACCAAGGGGUAAGCUUAACUUCCUCAGCAGAACCCCCUAUGAAGCGGAAACGUGGGGACUACACACCUGCAACACCUGAAUCUGACAAUCUGAAGAGAAACAAGCAGAGUGCAUGGAUAAGUGAUCCUGCCUCUUCUGACAUGUUAGGUCAGAUGGUUUCUGGUGUCAUUGAAGGCUCAUUUGAUGCUGGGUAUGUUCUUCAGGUUAAGGUAGGUGAUACCAACACGCAUCUUAGAGGUCUUGUUUUUCUACCGGGGCUAUUUGCUCCCAUUACCAAUGCGAACGAUGUGGCUCCUCAUGCUAAGAUGCACAAAAGAAAAGAUAUUCCUAUCCCGUUUGUAAACCUCCAUGGUCAUCUCCAUGUUUUGAGUUCAUCAGGGAACAGUGAGAAGCCGGUUGAGCAAAAAAAUGACACAUCUAACCGUCCUGACCGAGGUCUACACAUGGGGCUUGAGCCUGGUGCCUCGGUUGCUGGUGAGAGCCAAUUUGCUUCUAUUCUAAUUCCUCCAGCUAGUAACUUGCCAAUAAAUGAAGCUGGUCUUCCCUUACGACAAAAGGUCAUGCAAGAACAAAGCUCGGAUUCUGGAUUACAUAAUGAGAAAGCUGUUGGACAGCAUCAGUCACUUGAGGGAUUUGAAGCCUUCAAACAGAUGAAGGGGCCAAGUAUUAAUGUAGAGGCAACUAAAGCUUCUGAGCUAUCUGCAGAAUUUGCUGCCACUUUGCAAGCUACUGAUACAAUAAAUCUGAAGCCUCAGAUUCAAUACAAAGCCCUGAGUUCUGAGCUUAAGCCUCCGGCAUUGAUUCAUGAUCAUGACACGAUAAGCUUUGACAUUGGCGACAACCAAACUCCCCAAAUUUCUGAACCUGAACCUCAGGCCAUGGCUUGUGACGCUGGAAUCAACAUGUUUGGUAAACAGGCUUCAUCAAGGCAAGACACCCAGUCAGAGCUUGGUCAGAAGUAUAUGGACGGAUUAUUUGCAAGUGAUGAUGUUACUACUAGUGCAACAGCUCCAUGCUCUGCACCCAUGACCAGCCUACAAGUAAUGAUAUUUGAGGCAGAUACUAUUCCAUUUGAACCCAAGUCUGGUGCUGAAGAAUCUGUUCUUCCAACAAUGGUUGUCCCUGAAGUUAACAGUUCCCUAGUUACUACUGCGAACACUUACAGCGUGGAAUCCAAUGCCAAAGAUGCCACUCCAACACCACGUUCUUAGGUUUUUCGAGUUACAAAAAUAGAAUGAGGCUUGCAAGGCAAGGCUUGAAAGAUGGGCAGUGAAUGUCGUGACCGAGAAUAGUUGAGAGAGUUUUUAAGGCAAAUGCUUAAUUUAGGUACUAUUUGUCUCUAAUUUGGAUUAUUUAUGAUUGUGAUGGAAACUCUUUGCAGUCUUA
Gossypium raimondii (Peruvian cotton) is the source of this 1536-nucleotide messenger RNA. RefSeq lists its product as hypothetical. The record is from RefSeq and is a predicted model, not a curated record. The transcript has 2 exons. Lineage: Eukaryota; Viridiplantae; Streptophyta; Magnoliopsida; Malvales; Malvaceae. Bases 21 to 1361 code for a protein of 446 amino acids.